Messenger RNA from Vigna umbellata (rice bean), 1105 nucleotides. Its product is annotated as putative serine/threonine-protein kinase WNK11. The record is from RefSeq and is a predicted model, not a curated record. Gene Ontology annotation, biological process: protein phosphorylation. Gene Ontology annotation, molecular function: ATP binding; protein kinase activity. NCBI's taxonomy places the organism in Eukaryota, Viridiplantae, Streptophyta, Magnoliopsida, Fabales, Fabaceae.
CUGCUUCUUCUCUCAUACUUGUUUCUUCAGCUCCUCUUUCUUCUUCAAAUAGCAUUACUUUUUUCUUCAUGAUGCCAAGUGUUAAGCCUGAUGUAUUGGAGAGAGAGUCAGAGCCAUUUGUUGAAAUUGAUCCAACAAGAAGAUAUGGCAGAUACAAUGAACUGCUGGGAUGUGGUGCUGUGAAAAAGGUGUACAGGGCAUUUGAUCAGGAAGAGGGGAUAGAGGUGGCAUGGAACCAAGUGAAACUGAGGAACUUCAGUAACGAUCCUGCAAUGGUGGAAAGGCUUUACUCUGAGGUGAGAUUGCUCAGAAGCUUGACCAACAAAAACAUCAUCUCCCUUUACAGCGUUUGGAGGGAUGAGAAGCACAACACUUUGAACUUCAUCACUGAGGUCUGCACCAGUGGGAAUCUGAGGGAGUACAGAAAGAAACACAGGCAUGUGUCCAUGAGAGCCUUGAAAAAGUGGUCCAAGCAGAUUUUGGAAGGGUUGAAUUACUUGCAUGUUCAUGACCCUUGUAUCAUCCACAGAGACCUCAACUGCAGCAAUGUCUUUGUCAAUGGGAACACUGGCCAGGUUAAGAUUGGUGACUUGGGUUUGGCAGCAAUUGUGGGGAAAAGCCACUCUGCACAUUCAGUUCUAGGGACACCAGAAUUCAUGGCACCUGAGUUGUAUGAUGAAGACUACACUGAAAUGGUUGACAUAUACUCAUUUGGAAUGUGUGUGUUAGAGAUGGUAACACUAGAGAUUCCUUACAGUGAAUGUGACAAUGUUGCUAAGAUAUACAAGAAGGUGUCAUCAGGUGUGAGACCUCAAGCCCUGAAUAAGAUCCAAGAUCCUGAAGUGAAGGCCUUCAUUGAGAGGUGUCUUGCUCAGCCAAGGGCUAGACCUUCUGCUGCAGAGUUGCUCAAGGACCCCUUCUUUGAUUUGCUUGAUUUUGAUGAAGAUGUUGACUCUAAUACUUCAUGACCAAAAUUGUCUCAUCUGUAGUUUACAAGAUAACAUAUUGAUGUGCUGUUUUCCUUUUAUGAAAUAUGAUUUAUCCUUUUUUGAGUUGAUAAGUCAACUGGGGUAGGCUUGAUGACUAUGCCACAUUGCUUUUAUUU